Messenger RNA from Naegleria fowleri, 1926 nucleotides. RefSeq lists its product as uncharacterized. Gene Ontology annotation, biological process: ribosome biogenesis; maturation of LSU-rRNA from tricistronic rRNA transcript (SSU-rRNA, 5.8S rRNA, LSU-rRNA). Bases 1 to 1926 code for a protein of 641 amino acids. NCBI's taxonomy places the organism in Eukaryota, Heterolobosea, Eutetramitea, Acrasida, Naegleriidae. The transcript has a single exon. Gene Ontology annotation, molecular function: RNA binding. The record is from RefSeq and is a predicted model, not a curated record. Gene Ontology annotation, cellular component: PeBoW complex; nucleolus.
AUGGGUAAAGCACCACAAAAGAAUUUCUUUGCAACCAAAGAUCUUGCCAAAGUCAAAUACAUCUCCAAGAACAGUGCCCAAGAGAGGCUUCAAAUAUCCCGAGCCAACUUUCGGCACUUGCUCAUUCUGAAAGGUAUUCACCCAAAGGUUCCCGAGAAGAAUUCAAAGGCUAAAAACGCUGCUAAAUAUGCCAAAGAUAAAACCUACUACUACAAGAAGGAUAUUAACUUUAUUGCUCAUGAUCCUCUCUUGGACAAAUUGAGAGAAUAUAAAACCUACUUGCGAAGAGUUGCAAAGGCUAAAGGAAGAGGAGAUGUCGAGCAUUUGGAACGUUUGAAAGAAUUAGAACCCGAAUUUACCUAUGAUCACCUUGUCAAGGAAAGAUAUCCUUCUUUCCAAUCGGCUCUCAAUGAUUUAAAUGAUUGUCUUUGCAUUCUCUUCAUGUAUACUCACCUUCCAGCUGGUUUGGGUAAAGUCACUGCCGAAAUGACGGAAAAUGCCAAACGAUUGUGUGAUGAGUUUUGUUCCUAUGUGUGUCAAACAAAGAGUUUGAGGAAAGUGUUUUUAUCGUUCAAGGGAAUUUAUUAUCAAGCAAACAUUCAGGGUGUAGACAUUACUUGGAUUGUUCCCUAUGAUUUCCCACAAGUGAUUCCAGAAAAUGUCGAUUUUAACAUCUUUAGAAGUUUUAUUCAAUUUUAUUUAACUUUAUUGACCUUUGUGAAUUACAAGCUCUACAAUGACGCGAAUAUUGAAUAUCCACCAAAAUAUGUUGCCAAGAGUGAUAAGAGUUAUUUGAUCGAUGCCAUUAAACAAAACGAUGUAGAAGAAAAUGUUGAUUUGCGCUCUGUGGCUGGCCCUGCUAUUGAGAGUCAUGAGAACGAUGAAAAGAAACCCACUACUCCCGAGGAAGUAUUUAUGAACAAAUUUAAGAGCAUGUUCAAAGGAUUGGUCUUUUAUUUCUCGAGAGAAUGUCCAAAGGCUGCAUUGGAAUUUAUUGUCAAAUCAUUUGGAGGUGAGUGUGGAUGGGCCUCUGAAGACUCGCCUUUCGAUGAAACCUACGAUAAGAUUACUCACAUGGUUGUGGACCGAAAAAUUCCACCCGAAAAGAUGAUUAAGGAUCGUGAAUAUGUUCAACCUCAAUACGUGUUUGAUUGUGUGAAUGCCAUGAUCAAACUUCCUGUUGAGCCCUAUGCUCCUGGAAAGAAAUUACCGCCUCACUUGUCACCAUUUGUGGAAUACAAGAAAGACACAUACAUGCCAAAAUAUGCUGAGGAAAUUCGAGCCAUGGUUGAAAAGGAAUUGAAAUUAAUUAAGAAACAAUAUCAACAAGAUGUUGAAGAUGACACUGAGGAGGCUGCAGUUUUGGAAGAUUUAGAUGACGUCAGCGAUGAAGAAGAGGGGAGACAUCACAUGGAACUUGUUGCUGAAAUUGAGGGAAAGAAAUUUGCCGAUGUUCAACAAGAAUUGGAAAAGGCAAGACAAAAAUCCAAAGACGAACUCAAACUUCAACAAUUAUCGAACAAACCUCGAAACAAGAAGGAAGAACGAGAACAAGAGCUCAUUGAAAUGCGUAAGGUGAUGGCUUCUCGAAGAAAUAGAAAACUCUAUGAACGUAUUCAGAAACUUCAACGAGGCAAGAAUGCAUACAAUAAGCAAUUAUUGAAACGAAGGAUGAAAUUAGAGGAAGAGGAGAAGAAGGAGAAACAACUGGAAGACAACACAGAGGAUACCAUGGUGGAUGAAGUGGACAAUCAUAAAGUUGAGGAGGAACAUGAUGACAAUAUUGAAUACACGAAAUCAAGUAAAUCACAGAGAAAUAAUGAGGAAAAUGAUGAUACUGAUGAGGAAGAUGGCGAUGAACUAUUGGACCAAUUUGCAGAAGACGAUAAUGAUGAGGAAGACAACGAUGAUAUUGAGCUUGUAUAA